AUGGACUGUCACGACCAAAGAAACACCUAUUCGACUGAUCAUGGAAUUCGAAAACCAAGAUCCGGCAGGGGAAGAAUCAAGGCCUCUUCGGUCGUCAUUCAGCGAAAUCCUUGCUCAUCGUUCCGUAUUGGAACAUGGAACAUUAGAACAGCACUCAAACCAGGAAAGAUAGAAGAGAUCAAAGAUCAAAUGAAACAUACUUAUAUUGAUAUAUUUGGUAUCUGUGAAACGCGCUGGGGCGGAAAUGGAGAUUAUAUUACAGAAGACUUCAGAGUAAUCCACAGUGGAAAUGACAAGAGUGGUAGAAACGGAGUGGCUAUAAUAGUUCAAGGGAAAUGGAAAAACAACAUAAUAAAUACAUACCACCUUAACGACAGAAUACUGGUGGUUAAAAUCCACGCUCAGCCUACGAACAUCUACAUAAUUCAGGUAUACUUUCCAACAACAAACAGCCAAGACGUUGAAAUCGAAGAAAUGUACGAACAAAUUGAAGUACUUAUGAAGUUAACUGAUGAUAAAGCGAACGUGAUAAUUAUGGGAGAUUUUAACGCCUCAGUCGGAAAGCAGGAUAGCUCAUCAAACUGUCUAGGAAAAUUCGGUCUUGGAAAACAAAACGAAAGAGGUGCCAGACUCGUACAGUUUUGUGAACAACUUGAAUUGACAAUCUCUAACACUUUCUUCCAAGUGCCUAAACGACGAAGAUACACUUGGAAAGCCCCUAUAGAUAUUAGAAGAUCUCAAAUCGAUUUUAUACUAGUUAAACAAAAAUAUAGGAACCAAGUUAGGUCUAGUCACUCUUAUCCAGGCUGUGAUAUAGACAGAAAUCAUAACUUAGUACUAGCAAAGUGCAAUAUCAUUUUCAAGAAGAGUGCCAAGAGACCCAUCAAAAAGUGGUGUCUAGAUAAACUGAAGAGUAGCACUACAGUUGAUAUUUUCAAAAAAGUACUCGAAAAUAAAGAGGCAAAAUCUUGGGAAGAGCUAAAAUCAGUAAUUAAAGAAACCUCAGACAGGGUGCUUGGGAAAAAUACCCUUCAACCAAGAAAACCCUGGAUGUCACAAGACAUACUAGAGCUCAUCAAGGAAAGAAACUUCUGGCGAAACAAAGACUAUGAUAAAUACAAGCAUUUGAGAAAUAAAAUAAUACAAAAGUGCAGACAAGCGAAGGAAAAAUGGAUGGAAGAGUACAGUGAAGAUAUAGAAAUGAUGAUGAAAAGAAACAACAACGGAGUAUAUGCUAAGGUUAAAAAAUUGCAAUACACUCCAAAAACUAGAAGCAAUAUUGUCAAAAAUAAAGCAGGCAAAAUUUUGUUCGAUAACGAUGAGGUUGCUAACAGAUGGAAAGAAUACCUCGAAGAUCUAUACAUAGGAGAAGACAUUAACAACAAGCAAGAAGAAUACAUCAAGAAUGAACAAAAUUUGAAUCCAGCUAUGAAAGGACCAGAAAUUACUAAGGAUGAAUUUAACCGAGCAAUUAGAGAUUUGAGUGAUAAAAAAUCAACUGGAUUGGAUGAUAUACCUUCAGAAAUACUGAAAAACCUAGACGAAAAAAACAAAGAAAGUCCUAUUUGA
Molecule: messenger RNA, 1569 nt
Organism: Adelges cooleyi (spruce gall adelgid)
Lineage: Eukaryota; Metazoa; Arthropoda; Insecta; Hemiptera; Adelgidae
Product: craniofacial development protein 2-like
Exons: 1
Coding region: 1-1569 (522 amino acids)
Biological process (GO): chromatin remodeling
Cellular component (GO): nucleus
Molecular function (GO): catalytic activity
Source: RefSeq, a predicted model, not a curated record